Molecule: messenger RNA, 354 nt
Organism: Prunus armeniaca (apricot)
Lineage: Eukaryota; Viridiplantae; Streptophyta; Magnoliopsida; Rosales; Rosaceae
Source: the annotation of a GenBank genome assembly
AUGGCGUCACUGAUACUCGGAGCUCUUCCAAUCCCCACUCAAACGCUCACUUUCAGCUCUCGCAUUUCGUUUUCUCAGUCUGAAACCCUAUCCAUUUCUCUCCCCUCCUCCACAGCUUCGCUCUCAGUCUCCACAGCUACCACUCCAUCAGCCCCUUCAGUGUACUGCGGUAGGGGCGAUAAGAAAACCGAAAGAGGAAAGCGUUUCAAUCACUCUUAUGGCAAUGCGAGGCCUCGGAACAAGAACAAAGGAAGAGGUCCACCUAGGGUUCCGGUGCCUGUGGCUCCCCCUAAGAAAGAUAAGUUUGAAGACGAUACAAUUGUCAAGGUUGAAAUUGAUGAGUCUCUGUCGUAG